AUGAACAACCAGGCUGCGCCGAAGCAACGCGUCGGAAUGCCCCUUUCACGGAAGCUCUCGGCCAUACUGGGCCUAUCGGCCAGCGUCGGCGUCCUGCUGAGCUCGAUCCUGGCUUUGGGCUUCAAGAUGGCCUCUUACACCUCGUACAAGAAGGAAACCGAUGGUUCGCCAAGUGGAGACGGGACAAAGAGCAGCCCGAUCAAAGGAUUCAGUGGAUGGAUCAACGUCUAUCCGGAGCAUCUUGUGCCUGUCACCCGCGCGCCGCUUGUGGUCGCUGCGAGCAUCGGAUUGGUGAUAGGUUUGGCCGCGACUUGUCUCAUUGCUUGGUCCUUGGUCAAGAAACGCGCGGUGCCGAUCGCCUUCACCCAUCAAAUUGCCGUCUUGGCCGCCAAUGCCCUUGUAGCUACGAUCACCAUGAUCUACAUGUUGGCCCGGCAUUCUCGCAGCGCCCACUUCGACCCCGAAUACGAGAUGACCACGGCCUCCUAUGACCAUGGGCUUUUCACCCUGGAGGCCUGGGCGUGCGAGAGCCCACAGACGCAGGUUGUCGUGGCAAAGAAGCAGCGGAGAGCGAAGAAUAGCUGGGAAGAUGAUGGAUGGGAAUAUUGA
Colletotrichum graminicola M1.001 is the source of this 609-nucleotide messenger RNA. RefSeq lists its product as uncharacterized. The transcript is spliced from 3 exons. The record is from RefSeq and is a predicted model, not a curated record. The coding region runs from base 1 to 609 and encodes 202 amino acids. Lineage: Eukaryota; Fungi; Ascomycota; Sordariomycetes; Glomerellales; Glomerellaceae.